CCCAGUCCUUCUGCAAUAAAGGGGAGGACACCAUUCUUUCCCUCCACGCCUGAAUCCAACUUCUAGAUUGUUCUUUCACCCGGGACAACUUCAUAUCUGACAUCUAUCUGCCGGCCAUGGACCCCAACUGUGACUGUGAAAGUGGUGGCUCUUGUACCUGUGCAGGCUCCUGCAAAUGUAAAUCCUGCCGAUGUAGCUCCUGCAAGAAAAGCUGCUGCUCCUGCUGCCCAGCAGGAUGUGCCAAGUGUGCCCAGGGCUGUGUCUGCAAAGCCCCCCAGACAGAGACCUGCAGCUGCUGCCACUGAUACUCCUGUCUCCCUGCGCUUAUAAAUAGAGGAAUUUGUACAGAUCUAGCUUUUCAUACACCAUGAAUGUGCUUUUUAUUUUGUUUCUAUGAAAUGUGUGAAUAGAAAUAAAACCAUUACAUAUCCUUCUAUCUCUGAA
Molecule: messenger RNA, 444 nt
Organism: Vombatus ursinus (common wombat)
Lineage: Eukaryota; Metazoa; Chordata; Mammalia; Diprotodontia; Vombatidae
Product: metallothionein-1E-like
Exons: 3
Coding region: 117-305 (62 amino acids)
Molecular function (GO): metal ion binding
Source: RefSeq, a predicted model, not a curated record